Myxocyprinus asiaticus (Chinese sucker) is the source of this 3198-nucleotide messenger RNA. RefSeq names its product heat shock protein beta-8-like. Gene Ontology annotation, molecular function: protein homodimerization activity. The record is from RefSeq and is a predicted model, not a curated record. Gene Ontology annotation, biological process: cellular response to unfolded protein. The transcript is spliced from 3 exons. Lineage: Eukaryota; Metazoa; Chordata; Actinopteri; Cypriniformes; Catostomidae. Gene Ontology annotation, cellular component: protein folding chaperone complex; nucleus; cytoplasm. Bases 312 to 935 code for a protein of 207 amino acids.
CUUUCUGGACUUUGUAGACCGGCAGCUCCACGGUAAAACACAUAUAAACCAGUGGAAAGAGCACUUACAUCGUCAGAAAGUUUAAAGAAAACGCACAUGUCCAUUGUGAUACGCGUAUAGUUUGGUGCGCAAUUACGCGCCUGGAAACUUAUUUAGUCAACUAUUUCGGGGGGGUUUUGUUUUGUUUUUGUUUUGUUGGUUGUGAAAUUAUAACGGAAUCAGUUGUGCGCGCCUUUUCAUAAUUAAACGUACUCGGAUAUCUAACAACAAAAGUUUUUGGACCACAGUCUUAUCUGAACCCAAGUUUCACCAUGGCAGAGGGGGAUUUCUACACUAUGGGCAACCGACAGAGAAUCCCAAGGGAUCCAUUUAGGGAACAGUCGCUCGCGUCGCGGUUUAUGGACGAUGAGUUUGGACUGUCACCCUUUCCCGACGACUUAUCCAUGGACUGGCCCGGCUGGGCUCGACCUCGAAUGAGCACCCGGCUCGACGCGCCGUGGACGGGCUCGUUGCGCACGGGCUUCCCGCGGACGGGCAUGGGCGCGCCGCAGAGCUUCAGCUCCAUGUACAGCGAGACCCCUCGCAGAGUCAGCGCGCCCCCGAACGACCCAGACGAGCCGUGGAAAGUGUGCGUGAACGUGCAGAGCUUCAAACCAGAGGAGCUUAAUAUCAAAACUAAAGACGGCUUUGUAGAGGUGUCAGGGAAACAUGAGGAAAUGCAAGACGAGGGUGGAGUUGUUACCAAAAACUUCACAAAGAAAAUUCAGAUCCCAACUGACGUAGACCCUAUGACUGUGUUUGCCUCUCUGUCUCCGGAGGGAGUUCUCAUCAUUGAAGCACGACAGACCCCUCCAUACUACCUCUAUAGCAAUGAAACACCCGCAGAAUCCAUGGAAGAACCAGAGGCUAAACCUCAGGAACCCAGCAUGGCCUAAACCCCAUUCUUUGAAUCACAGCACUGUCAGGGAGCAAACAGUGCCUCGCAUGCCCAUGGUUAUUUGUUCCAAGCAAGUGCCAUAGUUUGAUCAGUUUCAUACAUUUUCUUAAACAAAAAGUCAUUAAUUUGCUCCAAAACUAGUUAAAUGAGCUCCACAGUCCAUAUAUCAGGUGUUAUGUAAUAGAAAUGUAAUUAGAACUGAAAAACAAAUGUAAUAGAGCUACCAGUCAGGUGUUAAAUACAACCAGGUCUCAUAAAAACACAUUACUAUACCUACAUUUUUGCAAAAUGAUUGCUACGAGGCUCGUUUUACGCAUCACAGCAUUUUCCUGGUGAAAUCAACGCUAGAGGCGCACUUUUAUUACUUUUAUUCCCAAAAACACAAAUCACAAGUAAAACUGCAAAUUAGCAGUUCAUAAAUACUUGCUUUUUGCCCUGUUCCUCACACAGACACUUUUACUGAACUACAUGAUGAUGUAAGGUGAUACAUUUUAACGUAUGCAUUACAUUACCAACUGCAUUUACAAGAUUGUUGGAGAGUGAUCAAAUAGUGUCAUAGCUCAACUGAUAGUGUGAUGCACUUGCGAAGUAAAGAACUGGAGUACGAGUCCUGAAGAGCACGCGAGUCAACACUUUAAUCAAAAGUGUCAUAGAAGAACCACAAAAUUACAUGGUUGCUUCAGCAAUUAAAUUUUUCAUGUCACAUUUGCUUAUUAUUACACUAUCGGUUAGGUUAAAGGGAGGGGGUAGGUUUUGCUCAUUUAAAAAUGUUGCCACAGUCCCAUUAUUUCAAUUUUAAUUUAGGAGUUUAAAAGGAUAAUUCACCCAAAAAUGAAAAUUCUCUUAUCAUUUACUCACCCUCAUGCCAUCCUGGAAUGACACAUCUGAUAUGACUUUCUUUCUUCUGCUGAACAGAAAUUUUUAGAAGAUUUUUAGAAAAAUAUCUCAGCUCUGUAGGUCCAUACAAUGCAAGUGAAUCGUAUGAAGGCAGCAAAUCACUAAAGUCAUUUUUACUGUAAAUCUCCACUUUCAAUUUCUUCUUCUUUUGUUUUUGGCAAUUCGCAUUCUUUGUGCAUAUCGCCACCUACUGUGCAAGGAGGAGAAUUUAUAGUAAAAAAUAGACUUAAAUAUUGAUCUGUUUCUCACCCAUAUUAUUUGAUUAUAUAGCUUAAUAAAACAUGGAUUUAACCACUGGAGUCAAAUGGAUUAUUUUUAUGCUGCCUUUGCUUUUUGGACCUUCAAAGUUCUGGCCACCAUUUACUUGCAUUGUAUGGACCUACAGAGCUGAGAUAUUAUUCUAAAAAUAUUUGUUUGUGUGCAGCAAAAGAAAGAAAGUAACACAUAUCUUGGAUGGCAUUAGGGUGAGUAAAUGAUGAGAGAAUUUUCAUUUUUUUUUUUUUUUGUGAACUAUCCCUUUAAGGCCCAAAAUUAGGCACGAACAUACUCUGUAGAAGUACCUGAAUGUAGGCACAAAUGCUUGGACAACACAUUGCCAGAGUGCAUGCAUUUUGUACAUAUGUGCAUUAUUGUGCCGUUAACAUACCUCAGUACUCAAGGGGGAGGUAAUAGACUUCAAGUGUCUGUGUCAUUAAACUAGGUGCAUUAUUAUUUAGGUAACUUGUUGACAGUUUAUCUAACUUUAACUUGCUCAGCAAAAUUCUCACAAUUGUUGCUCUGCCAUGACAGUAGCUGGCCUGAAGGAGAAAACUGACCGUAAAACAAGACAAUUUACUGUAUGCAAUUGCCUGGUAUUGUUGAAACACUGUGAAUGCAACACAAAUUUGUGUUAUGAAUUGCUUUCUGACACAACAACAACACAUGAAAUCAAGCUAUCAUAGAUAUAAACGUUAGAGAUCACAUACUUGCGUAGGUUAUGUUUCAGGCCUAAGGCCUUCUUCUGAAGUUUUUCAGUUAAAAUAAACUUGUUUCGGCCCCUAAGUACAAAUGUAAUGUACAAAUUUAGAAAACUCUAUUUAAGUCAUCUAAAUAUUUGUCAUGCUGGACUUAAAGGUCUUCUCUGAAAACUGGGCCUGAAUACUGGAGCUCUUUCUCAAGGGUUAUGGAUUGUCUCUUUUCUGUUUUCUUUUUUGCGUGUUCUCUUUUUUCUUUUUGUGUAGGUAUGUAUGCUAUGCAUUUUUAUAAUAAAUGACAUUUACAAAUGCAAGCCUUUUAUUUUCUCUGCAGUUAGUAAAUUAAAUGCAUUACACAUAGAGGAUGUCAUUUUCUCUACUGUCAUACCUGUGUGUUUCUAUUCACCCAUA